Messenger RNA from Oreochromis aureus, 3503 nucleotides. Its product is annotated as C-X-C chemokine receptor type 3-like. The coding region runs from base 1058 to 2185 and encodes 375 amino acids. The transcript is spliced from 5 exons. Gene Ontology annotation, molecular function: C-X-C chemokine receptor activity. Lineage: Eukaryota; Metazoa; Chordata; Actinopteri; Cichliformes; Cichlidae. The record is from RefSeq and is a predicted model, not a curated record. Gene Ontology annotation, biological process: inflammatory response; regulation of leukocyte migration; G protein-coupled receptor signaling pathway. Gene Ontology annotation, cellular component: membrane.
GUGCUCGGGGAACAAAGAGUACUUUCUCAAUGGGAAAGUAAAUUGAGGACAAGGGUUUUCCGAACGUUUAAGGCUGUUGUGACUGUUUUGCCUGGUUGUAGCGAAAGACAGUUUGGAUUUGUGGUGACAUUCAUAGAAAUUAGUGUGCCAGAUAGAUAAAAUUAAGCAUUUGUGAGCAUGGGGGAUAGGUCUGGUAAAGAAAACCCCAUUGAAGACUGAAGGUGUGGAUGCUGUUUAUAUGAGGGGAAAAUAUGGUGAUGGUGCUAUAAGUGUUACGUAUGUUUGGGUAAAAAAUUUCGGGCCUCCACAGAGAGGAACACUCAGCAUAAGCUAAUUUAUUUGGAAGGAAAAAAAUAGAUCAUAGAAUAAAGAAGAAAAGAAACUGAAAAGACAUUGAAUGUGUGGAAAUAUGAAGCAGAAUGCGGGAACAGAGGGAAAGGAGAAGCUCACGAGAAAAGUCUUGACUCAUCACUUGCAAAAGGUCCUAGCAAAUUUCCUACAUCAAACAUCAACAGACAAUAUUGUGAUUGAGGCAAUGAUGAGAUCGGGGCAGGGCAUUGAGAGAGGGCAUACAGGGAGGCCAUAGCAGCCAUGUAAGGCAAGACACCAUCUCGUUCACACUGAGAAUACCAUCAGAACCCAACAGAAGAAGAAAAAAGGAGAAAAUGGACAAAGAGCUCCAUCUGGUGAUCCGAACCCUGUACCAAUCUGUCCAAGCUACAGCCUCUUUGCCAGAACUCCCGAGGAUGAGGAUGAUAUGACCUGGGCAUCUGUUUUAAGUGCUAUAAGAGGGAAUGCUUCAACAGGGACAGCAUCAUCACAAGAAUGACAACGAGAGACGUGCAACUAUUCUGACUCAUCUGAUACCUGAAGUUGACGGUACCACGCCUUUGGCACAUGGACAUGAUAGUAUUCCAGCCUGAGCUCACACUUGAGAGUAACUCCUCCACAGGUGCUUGCAUUUCCAUUUGCCUCUAAGAUACAUUGCAUAAGAGCUGCACAACCAGCCGAGGAAAGGUGUGAAAAACAACAGGAACACGAUCUGAAGCUUUUGUAAAUGAUGAUGGAAGAUGGAAAGAUUACAGUGACAGAGGAGGACUGGUCUGAUUUAUAUGACAACUAUAACUAUUCAGACCUGAACGGCUCUUACGAUGGGGUUGAAGGGGGUGAUGUUUGCGACCUGACUAAGACUGUGGACUUUGAAGCCGUGUUCAUACCAGUUCUGUACUCCAUGGUGUUUGUUGUUGGUCUGCUUGGGAAUGGAUUGCUGUUGGGAAUACUGGCUCGGAGUAGGAAGACCUGGAGUGUGACAGAUACGUUCAUCCUCCACCUGGGAGUUGCAGAUAUCCUGAUGCUGGUGACGCUGCCCAUCUGGGCUGCACAGUAUGCUCAAAGUGAUGGAUGGACAUUUGGUACUCCCCUUUGCAAGAUCAGUGGAAGUAUUUUUACAAUUAACUUCUACAGUGGGAUCCUUCUCCUGGCCUGCAUCAGUCUGGACCGCUACCUGUCCAUCGUCCAUGCUACACAGAUGUACUCAAGGAAGAAGCCUUGGGUUGUUCAGGCCAGCUGCCUGAUGGUGUGGUUCUUUUCCCUGCUUCUCUCCAUCAUUGACUGGAUCUUUUUAGAAGAAAUAUUUGAUGAUAGACGAGGCAGAAGAGAGUGUAUUCACAACUAUCGUAGAUUUGAUGAGAAUGCAGUAUAUUAUUGGAGGUUGGCAUCACGCAUGAUUUAUCUCAUAGUGGGCUUUGUGCUUCCUUCCGGUGUCAUGAUUUUCUGUUACUCCCGCAUCCUGCAUCAGCUGAGCUAUGGUGCCCAGAGCCUUCAAAAGCAGAGAGCUUUUAAAGUUAUUGUGGCUGUGGUGGUGGUUUUCUUUAUCUUCUGGACCCCGUACAACAUCACACUCUUAGUCGAAACAAUUCAUUUUGACAACAACACAGAAACUUGUUCAGACACAACAUCUCUGGAAAAAAUUAAGACAGUGACCACCUGUGUGGGUUUCAUUCACUGCUGCCUCAAUCCCAUCCUGUAUGCUUUUGUGGGUGUGAAGUUCCGGCGUCAGCUUAUGAGCAUCCUCAGGUCUCUGGGCUGCAAAGUGGCAAGUGCAAAAAUCCAGUCUUUUGUCAGCAACAGGAGAAGCUCCAUGUGGUCCGAGUCUGCCGACACCUCCCACUCCCUUGCUAUCUGAGAAAGACAAAAACAACAAAUCUGAUCAAGCUUACAAACUAAGCUGAAUGGACAUUAAGACAAAUACAUGAACAUCAGAGCAUACAGUAUGUUUUUUUCUAUUGUUGUGUUUCAUUGCUGAAACGGGCAGUGGUUAUUGUGUUGUUUUCUGUAGUUGCACGUGACUUGACAGAAAUAAUUUUGUUAAUCUGCCACUCAUACCUGCAUUUGUUAGCAGCUGAAAUGUCUUCCUUUUUUUUCGGAUUGCCGGGCAGCAUUGUAAUAGAAAUAAGCCACGAGAGCAUAAUAAUCAUAAGUGUAAAGAGAUUAAUAUGUUUGAGAUUAAUGUGUUUUCAAUAGCUUGUAUUUUAUACUAUUUUUUUUUUGGGGUAUAUUGAUUUAUGUUUUGUGCAAAAUGUUCAAAUAUUAAAAAAACAAAAAACAAAAACAUAAUAAAAUCUGUUUCCAAUGAAAAAUUCCCACAGUCCAGCAGGCAAAUAGAAAAUUUGGUAAUUAUUCAAAUGUAAUUAACUAAUGUUGAAACUAUGAAACAUGAAUACUACAUGCUGCCUCACCUGGUUUGGUCCUAGCCCUAAGAACGUUAGUAAGUAAGCCAUUUCCUGAGGACCUAACAGACGUAGGAGCCUCAUAAAUUUCAAGUAGGUCAGCAGUAUAUUUAGGUCCGAGACCCUCAAUGCUUUAUAAACCAUUAACAGUAUUUUAAAACCAAUCCUUUCAGACACAGGAAGCCAUUACAAUGAUUUAAAAAUUGGUAAAUGUGAUCAAUUUUUCAUGGUGUUGGUCAGAACCUUUGACACAAGGCGGAGGCAGGUGUUCCAGAUUAGCUGGUGGCAGUCAAACAGAUGUUUGGUAGGCUACACUUCCUUUUCAGAAGCUGCUACCAACAAAACAAAAAGAAACACUGAAUAUUUCAUCAAUGACAUUUGUGGUGUUAAUUUAAACACUUUGAAACUGCACUUUUUAAACUUUUUAAUAAACAUUGUUAUUACUCUUGACCGAUAAAAUAUUACCUGGUGAUACUCUAACACACAAUGUGAAAACGGUAAACACAUAUGCGUCAGCACACCGAUGCUCUUCACAAAACAGAAUCUUGUCUUCCUCAUGAUUCAUUUUAUUACUCUGAUUUCAGCGUUGUCGCCUCAAAACUAAUGCGAGCAGUUUACUUUGUGCGCACUUGAAUGCAGUUCAGUCUACUAGCGCCACCUAUGGCCAAGUGCCAUAGACUACAACCCAAUUAACUUGUUACACACAUUUGCACCUGGUUCUGUCACCACAUCUUAAUUCCCGCUUCAUGCACAAUACAUUUGUAACUUUUAGUG